This is a messenger RNA of Corapipo altera (White-ruffed manakin), 1542 nucleotides long. It is a transcript of the gene GEMIN7, whose product is annotated as gem nuclear organelle associated protein 7. Gene Ontology annotation, cellular component: SMN-Sm protein complex. Lineage: Eukaryota; Metazoa; Chordata; Aves; Passeriformes; Pipridae. The record is from RefSeq and is a predicted model, not a curated record. The transcript has a single exon. The annotation marks the transcript as partial. Gene Ontology annotation, biological process: spliceosomal snRNP assembly.
GCUCGGGCGCUGCUGGGGGGGUGCCCCCCGUGCCCCCCGUGCCCCCGGGUCCGGGCCGAGCUCCGGGAGCGUUUCCUGCUGGCUCUGGGAGCCGCCCGGGGCCUCCCUUCCCGCUUUUCCCUGCGCUCCGGGAUCCGCGUGGACGCCCAGUUCGGAGCCGCCGACCUGGAAUUCCGGACGCUCCAGGUGGAUUCGCUCCGGACCCCCCUGGGGGUGGAGGCGGCGGCGCUGCUGAGGGGCAGCGACGUCCUGGGAUUCUCCUUCCUCAUCCCGGAGCCCCCCCGGGAAUGAACCCACCUCUUCCUGAGGGAUUCGGGAUUUGGGACGUCCUGGGAUUCUCCUUCCUCAUCCCGGAACCUCCCAGGGAAUGAACCCACCUCUUCCCGAGGGAUUCGGGAUUUGGGACGUCCUGGGAUUCUCCUUCCUCAUCCCGGAGCACCCCCGGGAAUGAACCCACCUCUUCCCGAGGGAUUUGGGAUUCCAGAGGAUUUGGGACGUCCUGGGAUUCUCCUUCCUCAUCCCAGCACCUCCCAGGGAAUGAACCCAUCUCUUCCCAAAGGAUUUGUGAUUCCAGAGGAUUUGGGAAGGGGCAGCGACGUCCUGGGAUUCUCCUUCCUCAUCCCAGAGCCCCCCCGGGAAUGAACCCACCUCUUCCUGAGGGAUUCGGGAUUUGGGACGUCCUGGGAUUCUCCUUCCUCAUCCUGGCCCCUCCCAGGGAAUAAACUCACCUCUUCCCAAGGGAUUUGUGAUUCCAGAGGAUUUGGGAAGGGGCAGCAAUGUCCUGGGAUUCUCCUUCCUCAUCCCGGCACCUCCCAGGGAAUAAACUCACCUCUUCCCAAGGGAUUCGGGAUUUGGGAUGUCCUGGGAUUCUCCUUCCUCAUCCCAGCACCUCCCAGGGAAUGAACCCACCUCUUCCCGAGGGAUUUGUGAUUCCAGAGGAUUUGGGAAGGGGCAGCGACGUCCUGGGAUUCUCCUUCCUCAUCCCAGAGUCCCCCCGGGAAUGAACCCACCUCUUCCCGAGGGAUUCGGAUUCCAGAGGAUUUGGGACAGUUUUUCCCAGCCCCUUUUCCCAAAGGAUUUGUGAUUCCAGAGGGUUUGGGACGUCCUGGAAUUCUCCUUCCUCAUUCCAGGGAAUAAACUCGCCUUUUCCCAAAGGAUUUGUGAUUCCAGAGGGUUUGGGACAUCCUGGAAUUCUCCUUCCUCAUCCCAGGGAAUAAAUCCGCCCUUUCCCAUCCCCUUUUCCCAAAGGAUUCGUGAUUCCAGAGGAUUUGGGAUGGUUUUUCCCAGUCCCUUUUCCCAAGGGAUUCAUGAUUCCAUAGGAUUUGGGACAUCCUGGAAUUCUCCUUCCUUGUCCCAGGGAAUAAAUCCCCCUUUUCCCAGCCCCUUUUCCCAAAGGAUUCGUGAUUCCAGAGAUCCCAGGUAAUGGAUUCCCCCUUUUCCCAUCCCCUUUUCCCAAAGGAUUGGCGAUUCCAUGGGAUUUGUGGGUUUAUUGGAUUCCAAGGAGCCCCCUCAGUGCCGGUAGUGGGGGCUCCGGGAUCGGGA